AUGGCGUAUUUCUUCGCGUCACCCAUAGACGUCGAUAUCAAACUAGAAGGAGAAGAACUGAGAAAGCAGGUGGAACUGAAAUCGGACAAGGAUAAGAGCAUAUCAUGUCCGGUUUACUUCGACGGAGACUCGGUCACAGGCCAGGUUACAAUACGGGUACGUGAUGGAAAGAAGACUACCCAUGAAGGCAUUAAAGUCGAAUUUGUCGGAAGCAUCGAGCUAUUCUACGAUCGCGGGCAUCACCAUGAAUUCCUUUCACUAUCGCAAGAACUCGCAGCACCAGGAGAAAUGAGACAGGCACAGACUUUUGACUUCAACUUCAAGAACGUUGAAAAGCAGUUUGAAAGUUACCAGGGCAUCAAUGUUAAGCUGAGAUAUUUCGUGAGGGUCUCAAUUUCACGGAGGAUGGCGGAUGUUGUUAAGGAAAAGGAUAUCUGGGUGCACUCAUUCCGUAUGCCUCCCGAUAGCAACAAUUCAAUCAAGAUGGAAGUUGGUAUUGAGGACUGCCUACACAUUGAGUUCGAAUAUAACAAGUCCAAGUAUCAUCUUAAAGAUGUGAUUGUUGGCAAGAUUUACUUCCUCCUAGUUCGGAUAAAGAUCAAACAUAUGGAACUGUCCAUCAUCCGGCGCGAGACGACAGGAUCACCUCCAAACCAGUACAACGAAAGCGAGACAAUCACCAAGUUUGAAAUAAUGGACGGUGCUCCCGUAAGAGGGGAGACGAUACCCAUUCGAGUUUUUCUUGGUGGCUUCGAUCUCACACCGACUUUCCGGGACGUAAACAAGAAGUUCACUACUCGUUACUACCUGAAUCUUGUGCUCAUAGACGAGGAGAACAGACGGUACUUCAAGCAGCAGGAAAUUACGAUCUUUAGGAUACCCGAGAAUUGA
Molecule: messenger RNA, 891 nt
Organism: Psilocybe cubensis
Lineage: Eukaryota; Fungi; Basidiomycota; Agaricomycetes; Agaricales; Agrocybaceae
Exons: 8
Coding region: 1-891 (296 amino acids)
Biological process (GO): retrograde transport, endosome to Golgi; intracellular protein transport
Cellular component (GO): endosome; retromer complex
Source: RefSeq, a predicted model, not a curated record